Messenger RNA from Clupea harengus (Atlantic herring), 5304 nucleotides. RefSeq names its product phosphatidate phosphatase LPIN1-like. NCBI's taxonomy places the organism in Eukaryota, Metazoa, Chordata, Actinopteri, Clupeiformes, Clupeidae. Gene Ontology annotation, molecular function: transcription coactivator activity; phosphatidate phosphatase activity. The record is from RefSeq and is a predicted model, not a curated record. Gene Ontology annotation, biological process: fatty acid catabolic process; positive regulation of transcription by RNA polymerase II; cellular response to insulin stimulus. Gene Ontology annotation, cellular component: mitochondrial outer membrane; nucleus.
AAAUCCAACGGGCAACAGAAACAACUGCAGACAUCGAACGUCAGCCAGCGCGGCGCAGCCAUUGGUUAAUGCGAUCACCUCACCGCCUUCCUCACUCGCAGUGCCCCAGACAGAGCCUUUACCGGCUGAGGUCAGGUUACGAGUCUCCUCAAGCUUCAGAAGCGGGCCGAUGUAAUGUUUACAACCCACCCUAUGUCCCAAAAAAGCUUUUAUUUAUAUGAAAUUCAACUUUUGCCCGUCGAUCUGAUUGGACGGCGGGACAGCCUCAUCUGUAUGUGAUGUCAUCUGCUGCCUUUGGCUGUGGAGAGCCUCGAAAGUCAGAGUGAGAGCCCGAGAGAGCGAGAGAGAGAAUAAAACAGUAGGUUAUCUUAAAUAACGGUGAGUGCGGUGAUAGAGACUUAUUCAACACCGGCUUCUACACUCUAACGGUAUAAUGGCACUAUAAUGUCCCUGCGUGCGACCGACACCAACCUCAAAAGUGAAGACCGGCGCAUUCUCGUGCUGAUGUGAGGACGUCUGCGUGGUACUGAAAAGUCUCAGACCAUGAACUACGUGGGACAGCUGGCGGGCCAGGUGUUCGUGCAGGUGAAGGAGCUGUACCGCGGCCUCAACCCGGCCACGCUCUCCGGCUGCAUCGACGUCAUCGUGGUGCGCCAGCCCGAUGGCACGCUGCAUUGCUCGCCCUUCCACGUCCGCUUCGGCAAGAUGGGUGUCCUGCGCUCCCGAGAGAAAGUGGUAGACAUUGAGAUCAACGGCGAGCCUGUGAGUUUGCACAUGAAGCUGGGAGAGAAUGGAGAAGCCUUCUUUGUGAAGGAGACAGAGAACAAUCAGGAAGUCGUUCCCUCGCACCUGGCCACCUCACCCAUCCUCUCAGACGGGGGUUCUCUGCUGGGGGGGCCUCUAUGCUGCGGAGGAGGGGAGAACGGGGUGGGGAGCACGAAGAAGAGGAGGAAAAGGAGGAGGAAGUCGAAGAUGGACAGCGUGAAGAGGGAGGGCAGCGCCGAGUACUCGGAGGAUGACAUGUUCACCAUUGACAUUAGCUCCAACGAGGGAGAGGAGCAGGACAACGGCAGGAACUCAACACGAGACAUGAUGACAAUCGGAGGCACAUCCAGCAGCACUUAUAAGCCUAGCACUGUGUAUGCUUGCUCAGAUGGGGACUGGAGCCCUAUUCAGAGCCCUGGGACGUCCAGGCCCUCCACCCCUAAGAGUGACUCAGAGCUGGUGACCAAACAGUCUGGGUCCAAGCAGGAGAACCCAGCCAUGCUGUGGGCUUGGGGAGAGCUGCCGCAGGCUGCCAAGCCAUCUUUCCUUCCUCCAAAGCCAGGGCCGAACAGCCCAGUAGCGUGUCCCGUGUCCAUCCCUGUGUUGGAGAACACGCACUUCAGGGUCAUUCUGCAAGGGGGCGGCAGAGAGCAUGGAGAAAACCACACAAACAAUCACCUCAAGCUCUUCAUCCCCACGGCAGAAGCCACCAUGGAGGCAGAACUCGUGAGUGCGCCAUCGCCAGAACACAAGGAAAUGGAAACCGAGACCAUAAGGCCCGAUUCUGAGCCAAUGGAAAUCGAGACUGAUCAGAAUGGGCGGGACAACGAGGCGUUAAAGAAGGAGGCUGAGCCAAUAGGGGCGGCCGCUGCACAUAUGCUGUCCGAGCUGGAGGAGGGACCACGCCCACUUAGCAAGACAGAUUCGCCUUCCAAACGAAAAGACAAGAGGAACCGCCAUCUUGGCUCCGAUGGUGUUUAUCUGGAAGACCUCACAGAGCUGGAACCUGAGGUGGCAGCACUUUACUUCCCUAAAAGUGAAGCCAGUGGCGAAGUGCAUAGUGGGGAAAAUGUCAUCCGCAGCGCCAGCAUGUCCCCCCAGUCUGUGGUCAGCUCGGGGGCCGACAGUGGUGUGGACAGCUUCUCAGACCAGAUGGGAGACCUGCCCUCUAUCGCCAUCUCUCUGUGUGGAGGACUCACUGACAACAGAGAGAUAACUAAAGAGCAAUUCCAGGAGAAGGCCAUUUCCUAUCAGCGGUUUGCAGAGCAUCCCACCCUUAUAGACGAUCCUAACCUGGUGGUGAAGAUCGGCUCAAAGUAUUAUAACUGGAGCUCUGCUGCCCCUCUGAUGCUGGCCCUGCAGGCCUUCCAGAAGCCCCUGCCAAAGGCCACCGUAGAGAACAUCAUGAAGGAGAAGAUGCCUAAGAAAGGAGGCCGCUGGUGGUUCUCCUGGCGCAGCCGGACCAACAACACUAAAACGGAUUCUGCGUCAGAGCAUGGAGCCUGUGUGAGCGCAGACCAGGCUGGGAAGAUGGCUGCCAUGAACAGGAGGAAGGAGGAGUCCUCCUCCAGUGAUGAGGACCACCGAACCUCCAAGCAGACCACAGUCGUCCAAUCAGAGCCCAUUCUCCCUUCUGGGGGCGUGUCUUACAAGAAAACGCUCCGUCUCUCCUCUGAACAGCUAGCCAGCCUGCAGCUGAAAGACGGGCCGAACGACGCGGUGUUCAGCGUCACCACGCAGUACCAGGGCACGUGCCGCUGCGAGGGCACCAUCUACCUGUGGAACUGGGACGACAAGAUUGUCAUCUCCGACAUAGACGGCACCAUCACCAGGUCAGACACACUGGGACACAUCUUACCCACACUGGGCAAAGACUGGACCCACCAGGGCAUCGCCCACCUCUACCAUAAAAUCAGCCAAAACGGGUAUAAGUUCCUGUACUGCUCGGCCCGAGCCAUUGGCAUGGCAGACAUGACGCGUGGGUACCUGCACUGGGUGAACGAGAGGGGCACCAUGCUGCCUCAGGGCCCCGUGCUGCUCAGCCCCAGCAGCCUCUUCUCAGCGCUGCACAGGGAGGUGAUUGAGAAGAAACCGGAGAAGUUUAAAGUGGAGUGUCUGACCGACAUCAGGAACCUCUUCUACCCAAACACUCAGCCUUUCUAUGCCGCCUUCGGCAACCGGCCUACGGAUGUGUAUUCCUAUAAAGAGGUGGGGGUUCCCCUCAACAGAAUCUUCACGGUCAACCCAAAAGGAGAGCUGGUGCAGGAGCACGCCAAGGCCAACGUCUCCUCAUAUGUGCGUCUGGGUGAGGUGGUGGACCAUGUCUUCCCUCUGAUGUUGAGAUCCAGCACUUCUGAUUUCCCCUGCAGUGACACCUACAGCCACUUCACUUACUGGAGGGAGCAGCUCCCUCUAGUGGACAGCCCAGAACCAAAUCUGGAAGCAGACAGCUGAGCCAAGAAGGCCUGUCCAGCCUGUUGGAGACACAUGUUAUGUGUGUCCCAGCACUGUUACCAGAUCAGUUCUUCAACAGCUCAACCCCCCACUACCCACCUGCAAAGUAGCUCAACCCAGUGCUUUAAUUGUGGUGGAACAUCUUCUUUCCACCCCUAAAAAGAUAUGUUAUUUUUCUGCAUGUGGAGCAAACCAAGGUGGAACAUUUAGAUUUUCUAAGAUACAUAUAUUUUUUUUAUAUAGAAUCAUUUGGAUGGAAAAAAAACAAACCAAUCUGAUCUCUGAUCAGAGAGAAUAUAAGACUAUGUGAGGUGACUCGUUCCCCACAAGCAUAGGUGCACUUUCCCCCCCUUCCACUGUGUCUCACCUCAGCUUGUCAGAGGACUCAGAGAACAUCUCCUCACGUUGGACUUCUGCUUCAGCAUGAAGAAAGAGUUUAGAGACUGGUGCUGACAUUUAGAGACUUAUGCUGACAUCAAGGAGAUGAGUGUGUGUGUAUGUGUGUGUGUGUGUGUGUGUGUGUGUGUGUGAGCAGAGCUGGCAUCAUGUCUCCACUAAGGGUGAGACCACCAAACCAGAAAAUAAGAUUCUACAGUAUGUUAACAGGAUAUAUAUAUAUAUAUAUAUAUAUAUAUAUAUAUAUAUAUAUAUUUAUGUGCCCUCACACACACAUGUACACAUAUUUUGUGCCAAAUAGUUUCUUGUAUGUGCUACAGCUGAUAUGACAUAGGGUGUUAUUUAAAUGACCUUGAGAACUGUUACUACUACGCCAUGGAGACAGUGUUUCCUGGGCUUGUAAACUGCUGGAGCUUGUAAAAAGCUAUAUUCUUAUAAACUGCUGGAGCUUGUAAAAAGCUAUAUUCUGCGCAACAAUGUUUAGAGCUUUAGUUACCCAAAAAAGGCCACAUGGUAUGUAUGUAUCAGUCAUUGUGUUGCACUUCCCCUUAUGUGUUAUGAAGGGGACUCUAUUGAAUCACACGGCCUCUAUAAUGUAGGAGUUUAGCCUACUACUUCAUCCAAAGAUACCAUUUACAGUACCAGAACCAUUUCAACUUCCUCACCCAGGCCCUUGGCCAGAGUCAAAGUUCCCUUUCCUUGUCUUUAUUACUUGAAAACUCUCAUUCAAGUAGUCGGUGUGGACACAGCAAACCAUAAGCUUAGUUGACUGAAAGGCAAAGCCUGUGCGUCUGCAUAUGAAAGCCCUGAAAUCUUCCAGAAUUUUCUGCACUGUAAUUCACACCAACUAAAAGCUUCCUGUCAAACUUGUAUUUCUGUUGACCUGUGCGGAAUCCACUCCCGUUUGCCUAUCCUUGCGUUGAUGUCUGUUGCGUGUGCCUUUUGAAUGACUGUGAUGCACAGGAUUAUAUACUGUUUGGAACAUGGGAAUGUGUAGAGGAGUGGAUGGCUUGGUCUGGUUGUUUGGAGUCACCCCUUUGUGUAGAACAGUUCUAAAAUCAGAAUUCUUCACACUGACUUCUCAGAUCUAUAGAUUUUGCACUGAGGGUAUUGAGGGCAUCAUGUAUUGCCACGGUUGAUUUCAACAUGUUAUUACAGGCUUGUGUGUUGGUGUCACUAAAACAUCACUUUGCACUGUUUCAAGAAAAGAAAAAAACUUUAUGAAGUGCUGAUGACAGCUAGUUUUGUAGAAACAAUAAUGUUAUUUUGACGAUCUUCUAAGAGAAGUACUGAUUGCCUUCAUGUAUGUACGCUUAUUUUUUUUUCCUGCUAUGGUUCCUACAUGAUCAAGACUUUCCACUGACCAUCUUUCAGAAGAAUUUUAUGAUUGUUAUUUCAAAAUCGAAAUUCUUGGUUUAGGUAGGAACAGGCCUGUACUCUACAUUCUAUUGUGUAUUGUCUGUAUAAUGUAUUUUUUAGAUAGUUAUCUGUGUCUCCUGAUGUGCAACUGUCCAAUUCUUUCUGUGAAAGAUCAGCUAAGCAGUGUGCUUAUAUGGCCACUUUACUGGCACAUUUGAGUGAAGUCUUGCAUGGCAUUCUUGAGUGAGUAGAACUGGUGUGAUAUAUUUAAAUUAUAGUUAUGUCUGUAUGUAUAUUAGUAUAAAUGUCGAUUAAAUGCCUUUAUAAACA